Molecule: messenger RNA, 2745 nt
Organism: Nerophis ophidion (straightnose pipefish)
Lineage: Eukaryota; Metazoa; Chordata; Actinopteri; Syngnathiformes; Syngnathidae
Gene: mtfr2
Product: mitochondrial fission regulator 2
Exons: 8
Coding region: 447-1406 (319 amino acids)
Biological process (GO): aerobic respiration; mitochondrial fission
Cellular component (GO): mitochondrion
Source: RefSeq, a predicted model, not a curated record
AGCUUACCAAGCUAACCGUUAAAACGCAUAUUAACGCCUAAUAGACCAAUUCAGAAUAUUAGGUGUAAAUAAAAGUGAUGUGUUGACUUCAAAGGCGUUAAAAGAAACAAUGAAGUUGUUUAUAUGUCAUGUUUUCUUACCCCGGAGAAAAGCAGCUCGUGGACACAAAUACAAAUUUGGCGUCACCAGCUGUUGGUGAAACGCAAUUGGUGGAAGCCACGAAUCACCCUGCAGUGUCGGACAAUUUUAUUGGCUGCUUGUCUGUGGACCAAUCACAGAAGAGGUAACUUAACCCGUUGUAUUCGACUUUGUGGACUUCACUGACUCCCAACACUGCAGAGAUCAAGGGUUUAUUUACAGUUUGAGUCCGAUUUUUUAAUACUUUUGACAAAAUGAUGAUUUAUUCACAACUGCUAUAAGCCAUACGGGUAUAACCAGAAGAGUCAAUGCAAACAGGCAAAAAAAAAAGCUUUGCAUCGACUCACUCGUCAAGGCCAAUGUCUUUGCUGCAGGAUGUACUGGAUGUACUGCGCGUAGUGCUGGAGUAUUUUGGAGUCCCUCCGGAAAUGUUGCUACCAGUGUGGGCCAGUCCUCUGUGUGGACAGUAUCGCAGCAUUGUGCGAAGGAUUGGUUCCAAUCUGCCUCUCAAGCCUACGCCACGUGUUUACAUUCAGAUCCCACACCUCAACUCCAGGCCCCAUGGAUCCCUGGACGUCACCGUGGAAGCACCUGCCCUUCCAUCAUUUGCUGAUGCUCUGAACCCCCUGCCACUGAAGAAGCAAAAAGCAGCGGUGGGUCGAGACGUGAGAAAACACCCAAAAGGACCAUCAAGGGGAAGCGGGCGUUUUGGAAUGAAAACAGAACAGGAAGCGUUACAGAAGAUUACGACACUGGAGGGCGAGUUGUUAAAGCUGCGAGCUCAGAUAGACAUGAUGAUAGCCGAAAGGGUGCCGGAAUCUCGCAGUACAAACAUCACACCGCCAGUUUUGCCUGUUUCAGCUCUCACAUCCACGCCUCGCUGUGCCCCCCCUCCGCCUCCGCCAUGUCCCAGCUCCUACGCCACCAAAUCGUCCGUAGUGGAGCUGAUCCGUCAGCGCAAAUGUGAGGGAAAAAAACAGGACAAACCCACUGGCUUGAGUAACAGCAACCUCCCUUCCAUGUUGGACAUUCUGAAGGACUUGAAUCAAGUGAAAUUACGCUCAGUGGCGAGAUCACCAGGGGGCACGCCACUCAGGCCAAGGCAGAGCAAAAGGCGCGCGGCCACAAUAAACGACCCAGCAGGUCUGAUCGCGGAGGCCCUGAAGAGAAAGUUUGCCCAUCAUCGUCACAACAACUCCUCUGACAAAGAGAAUUCCCUGGAAUUCUCGCCGUGUAACAGUCCGGAAAUGUGGGCUCUGCAUGGCUGAAUGUGUUGCGGUCACUCCCUCUCAGUUGCAUUCGUAAUAACAGAAAGCAAUGACUCUACAACAGUGGUUCUCAAAUGGGGGUACGUGUACCCCUGGGGGUGCUUGAAGGUAUGCCAAGGGGUACGUGAGAUUUUUUUUGAAUAUUCUAAAAAUAGCAAUAAUUAAAAAAUCCUUUAUAAAUAUAUUUAUUGAAUAAUACUUCAACAAAAAAAGAAUGUAAGUUCAUAAACUGUGAAAAGAAAUGCAACAAUGCAAUAUUAUUUUUGUGGACAUGUUCCAUAAAAAUUUAUGUUAAAGAUUUCUUUUUUUGUGAAUACAUUUUUUAGAAUUAAGUUCUUGAAUCCAGAUGGAUCUCUAUUACAAUCCCCAAAGAGGGCACUUUUAAGUUGAUGAUUGCUUCUAUGUGUACAAAUCUUUAUUUAUAAUUGAAUCACUUGUUUAUUUUUCAACAAGUUUUUAGUUAUUUGUAUAUCUAUUUUUCCAUAUAGCUCAAGAAAGACCACUACAAAUGAGCAAUAUUUUGCACUGUUAUACAAUUUAAUAAAUCAGAAACUGAUGACAUAGUGCUGUAUUUUACUUCUUUAUCUCUUUUUUUCAACCAAAAAUGCUUUGCUCUGACUAGGGGGUACUUGAAUUAAAAAAACGUUCACAGGGGGUACAUCACUGAAAAAAGGUUGAGAACCACUGCUACAACAUUCUACACAAAACUUUAAUUGAAAUAUUCAGUCAUUUUGAAGUCUUUGUGCAGGUUUUACAACAUUCAUCUAUCCAUUUCUUGUUUUUCAAGGAGUCGCGGGGCGCUGUAGCCUAUCCUAGCUGCACUCGGACGGAAGGUAGGGUACGCCCUACAAUAAAAUAAUAUAAAUUAUGUUUGAUCCUCGCUGGACAAAGUUCAUCAAAAAGAGUGUCCUUAAUUUUCCAUGGAAUGGCGUUCAUUCCAAUUCUUAGCGCUUUGUUGGCAAAAGCCCUCUAUUGGGAAUGUUUUAUCUCCAAUUGCGAUGACUGCAACUUGUCCCAACGGGUCGUCCACACACUCAGUGGAAAGCUGCAGCGGCUUGUGUGGUUCUGCAACCUGCUGGCACAAGGAAAGAAAGAGAAAGUCCAUCAAAUUCCCCAACGCCAUUGCGUCGAUUCCGAGCGCUUUGUCGGCAAAAAAAAACAAACCUUACCAAUGGGAAUGUUUUAUCGUCAAAAAUAACAACUGCAGGUUUUCCCUUUGGUUCAUCCACGCAAUCGAUAGAGAGCUGCGAACGACAAAACCCCAAAAUGCAGAACACUUAAGGAAUGUGACUAACAAGGCUCGACGACGGCAGUGGUGGUUUACUCAAGAAAUAUUUGA